Molecule: messenger RNA, 1326 nt
Organism: Striga asiatica
Lineage: Eukaryota; Viridiplantae; Streptophyta; Magnoliopsida; Lamiales; Orobanchaceae
Source: the annotation of a GenBank genome assembly
AUGCCGCCAAAGAAGAACGACACCGUCGAAGCUGCCAUCGAGAUGUUGAGCCGUCAAAUCGGAGAGAUGAACAUAGGGUUUGGGCGGCAAUUCGAUCUCAUGGAGCGACGGAUCACUGAUUUGGACGAGGGUCCUCGGUCAGUGAAUGAGUACACUGAGGAGAUUUAUCGUCUUAUUACCCGGGUCGAGCUUCGCGAGACGACUGACCAAAUCGUCUCUCGCUAUAUUGGUGGGUUACGUGUUCCGCUCCAGGACACGAUGAAUUUAUUUUCACCAGUUUCGGUUUCGGAUGCCCAUCAACGGGCUCUACUCGUUGAACAACAAUUAGCCCGUCUGGCAGAGGUGCAUUUGCAUGGGGAUGUCGGGCACGCACUUGUUCUUCGUCGGUCGUCCUUAUCGCCACGUUCAUCGUCUGAGGAAUCCUUUCGCUUUUGUUGCCUUGGCCGUGUUGUGGUUGCAGAAGAUAGGACGCGUGAUUUAGGUGUUAGGGGCCAGACCUCUGUCUACAAUGAAGAAUCCCUUCGCAGAUGUGCUGUUAUCGAUGUUGAGGACAUCCACGAGAAUUCGACGGUGGAUUCUGAAGGUCUACAAAAUGAGAUUUCAGAGGAUAUUUUUUCUGACACAGCAAAUACAAAUAAAAUUCAUGAAGGUGAGUUGGAUGUUGUUCUGAAGAAGCAGGACUUGGAAGUGGCUUCGAAUAGUAGCGCGGGUUUGGAGAAGUCGAAUAAGGAGUUGCAGGAGUAUUUUGAGACAAUUAACACGAAGGAAGGGGAGAAGAGUGUGGAGCUUUUUAUCGUUGCUGCUUGGAUGUUGCAUGUUCAUUUUGGCCAUAUUCUUCAUUUUCAAAUUAAAUUGCUUGCUCACGUGGCCCAUUACCUCAAUGUUGAAGGUGGGAAGGCCAUGGGACAUACUGCCAUCUUUAUGCCAUUCAAAGAAAUGCUGAAGGAGGACUUCUUGGAGGUGUUACGGAGGAAGCAUGAGGCUACCCAUGCCAAUUUCGAGGCGACAACGGUUGCACCUAGACAAAAGGAGGAUACUCGUAGACGGCAGAUGGAGUUCGCUGUGGGCGAUUUUGUUUGGGCCAUUUUGACAGAGGACCGAUUCUCGGCUGAUGCUUAUAAUGAGUGGGACGUCCGUAGAGUCGGCCCCGUCGAGAUCAUCGAGCAAGUACAUCCGGACACCUACCGCCUACGUUUGCCGUCUAAUCUUCACACUUCCGACGUUUUCAAUGUCAACCACUUGGUGCAGUUUCUCGGUGAUAACUCGGAGGCCGAAUCCUCUUCAACCGGAUUCGAGGCCGAAUCCUCCUCAACCGGGGGAGGAUGA